This is a messenger RNA of Heteronotia binoei (common prickly gecko), 6203 nucleotides long. It is a transcript of the gene SNRK, whose product is annotated as SNF related kinase. Gene Ontology annotation, molecular function: tau-protein kinase activity; ATP binding; protein serine/threonine kinase activity. The transcript is spliced from 7 exons. The record is from RefSeq and is a predicted model, not a curated record. The coding region runs from base 679 to 2976 and encodes 765 amino acids. Gene Ontology annotation, biological process: microtubule cytoskeleton organization; protein phosphorylation; intracellular signal transduction. Lineage: Eukaryota; Metazoa; Chordata; Lepidosauria; Squamata; Gekkonidae. Gene Ontology annotation, cellular component: cytoplasm.
CUCUUUCUCUUUCGAGGCUCCUCCCUAUCCUGCGUUUCCUCCCCCCCCCCGCCCUCCCGCCUUUCACUGACUGCAAGCGAGCCGCUGUUGUUGUCAGUAGGUUUCGUAGCCCGCCGGGGACACUGGAAGCGCGAGCGCAGUCCGUUGGGCGCGCGAGUCAUACAACCCGACGAGAGCGGCGCGAGCCCCCCCCCCCCCCCAAAUCUCCAGAACGCCGAACCGUCCGCGCGAGUGUUAUAUUGUUUGUUUGCUGCCGCCGCCGCCCUAGUCGCUGAGGAGGCCACUCUGCGGCUUCUGUUCCCUUAGCCCUGUGAGAAGAGUGGACGGGUGCAGAUUCGAAGCGGCCACUUUUCCAUGCGGGGAGCGGCGGGAGAAAGGCGGAGGACUGCCGCCGGAGAAAAGACGGCUGCUCCUGCCGCUGCCAACAUCCUGAGCAAUAAGGGAAGAAGAAUAAGCAACUGUUUUCAGAACUGGAUAUGGAAAUAUCAAUAGAUGAAUCUUUAGAAAACAUGAAGAAAAACUUCAUGAACAAAGCAUAGACAAGAUGAUACCUCUGGAGAGGGCACUGCCAAGGUGCAUUUGGCAGUGAAAAUGGGUUAUGUAUCUACUUCAAAUAUCCUUAUAUGAGAAGACACCAAUUUCAAAACCCUUCAACAUUACUUCUUGACUUGCAGCAGUAUGGCAGGUUUCAAACGAGGGUAUGAUGGAAAAAUUGCCGGAUUGUAUGAUUUGGAUAAAACCUUAGGCAGAGGGCAUUUUGCUGUGGUCAAACUUGCCAGACAUGUUUUUACAGGUGAAAAGGUAGCAGUGAAAGUAAUUGACAAGACCAAGCUAGAUACACUAGCAACAGGACAUCUCUUCCAAGAAGUUAGAUGUAUGAAAUUAGUGCAGCAUCCUAAUAUCGUUCGUCUCUAUGAAGUGAUCGAUACCCAGACCAAACUUUACCUAAUCUUAGAGCUUGGUGAUGGGGGAGAUAUGUUUGAUUACAUCAUGAAACAUGAAGAAGGUCUCAAUGAAGAUCUGGCAAAGAAAUAUUUUGCUCAGAUUGUUCAUGCGAUAUCCUACUGCCAUAAACUGCAUGUAGUUCACAGAGACUUAAAGCCAGAGAAUGUUGUCUUCUUUGAAAAACAAGGACUUGUGAAAUUGACUGACUUUGGCUUCAGCAACAAAUUUCAGCCUGGAAAGAAACUUACAACAAGUUGUGGAUCUCUUGCAUAUUCUGCUCCUGAAAUUCUGCUUGGAGAUGAGUAUGAUGCACCUGCAGUAGAUAUAUGGAGCUUGGGAGUUAUACUGUACAUGUUGGUUUGUGGUCAACCACCUUUCCAAGAAGCAAAUGACAGCGAAACGUUGACAAUGAUCAUGGAUUGUAAAUACACGGUGCCAUCUCGUGUGUCAAAAGAAUGUAAAGAUCUAAUUACACGUAUGUUGCAAAGAGACCCAAAACGAAGGGCAUCCUUGGAAGAAAUCGAAAACCAUCCUUGGCUACAAGGAGUUGACCCAUCGCCAGCAACAAAGUACAAUAUUCCUCUAGUUUCAUAUAAAAAUCUUUCUGAGGAAGAGCACAACAGCAUAAUACAGCGAAUGGUUCUGGGAGACAUUGCAGACCGAGAUACCAUAGUAGAGGCACUGGAAACUAACAAAUACAAUCACAUCACUGCUACCUACUUCUUACUAGCAGAGCGGAUUCUAAGAGAGAAACAGGAAAAAGAAAUACAAACCAGAUCAGCAAGUCCAAGCAAUAUCAAAGCUCAGUUCAGGCAAUCAUGGCCAACAAAAAUUGAUGUUCCACAAGACCUAGAAGACGACCUUACAGCAACUCCUCUGUCCCAUGGAACUGUUCCUCAGUCUCCAGCUCGCAGUGCUGAAAACAUUCUCAAUGGUCACAGAAAUAAGGCACUUGGUGAUUCAGCAAAGAAAGAAGAAAUUCCUGAACUAGCUGGCCCAGCACUUUCUGUUGUUCCUUCAGUGACCUUAAAACCUACAACUAGUGGUCGGAAGUGCUUGUUUAGGGUGGAAGAAGAUGAGGAGGAGGAUGAAGAAGAUAAAAAACCUGUUUCCCUUUCAACACAAGUUGUCUUGCGCCGGAAGCCUUCAGUUACAAAUCGUCUUACUUCCCGGAAGAGUGCUCCAGUUCUCAAUCAGAUCUUUGAAGAAGGAGAAUCUGAUGAUGAAUUUGAUAUGGAUGAGAAUUUGCCUCCAAAACUUAGCAGGCUAAAAAUGAAUAUUGCAUCACCCAGCACUGUGCACAAACGUUACCACAGAAGGAAAAGCCAGGGUCGAGGAUCUAGCUGCAGUAGCUCAGAAACAAGUGAUGAUGAUUCAGAAAGUAGGCGACGUUUAGAUAAAGACAGUGGAUUUACUUAUUCCUGGCAUAGACGGGACAGUAGUGAAGGUCCCCCUGGCAAUCAGGGAGAUGGCAGUGGACAAAGCAAACCAAACAAUGGAAAUGGAGGUCUAGACAAAGCAAGCCCUGGUGAUAACAAUAAAGGAGGUGGAAGUCCUUCUGGUAGCUCUGGAGGAAGCACGAAUAACCAUUCAGGUUCUACACGUCGGUGUGCUGGAUCUGGUAAUUCAAUGCAGUUAUCCUCUAGAAGUGCAGGUGACCUUGUAGAAAGCCUCAAAUUGAUGAGUCUCUGCCUAGGUUCACAGAUUCACAACAGUACUAAAUACAUUAUUGAUCCGCAAAACACCAUAUCAUUUUCCAGUGUUAAGGUUCAGGAGAAAUCAACAUGGAAAAUGUGUAUAAGUUCUUCUGGGGGUGUAAAUCCAUCUUCAUCUUUAGGCAGCAUAAAAUUCUUUUCUGACCAAAUGUCAGACACAGCAAAUGAAUUGGAACGAAUAAAAAGCAAGAACUUGAAAAAUAGUGUGUUGCAACUACCUCUGUGUGAAAAAACAAUAUCUGUGAAUAUUCAGCGAAACCCGAAAGAGGGACUGUUGUGUACCUCCGGUCAAACUACUUGCUGUCAUGUUGUUUGACAAUAACCGGACUUAACCCAUUCUACUUGACAUCACCAAUCUUCCUUUUCAGAGCUGUGAAUACUUUAUUUCACUGAAAUCCUUCAUUGCCAUUGUCUUAAUAUUUUAAAGUGAGCUUUGAGCAGUAAUUUAUUAUGUUUUAAUUUUAGUUUGCUUGAUAUGACAAUGCAUGAUUUUUUGCAUGCUGCUAGCCAACACGGUUUUUUUGUUCCAAACAGACCAGACUAUUGUGUAUUUUUUUACAUUUAUAAUUUUAAUAUGAAAUUCUGGAUUACAGUAAGGCUUGUAUCCUAAUCCAGUGUAAAUGAAGCACUUAGUAGUUUCAUGUUCUGCACUUAAACUAGGGAGAGGGAGAGAGAGUAUUCUUGUUUCUAAGUGAAAUGUCCAAUCUUGUUCUGAUCUGUUAUACCUAAACUAUGUGAGAUGUGGCAUAAUUCUGUGUGUUUGCAAUGGAACCAAAGCAAUAAUAUUUUAGUACUGAAAACUCUUUUGGGAGCUUUCAGAUUUCCAAGGCUUGUACAAAGCAAAACUGCACUGAAAAGGUGUCUUUAACUAUGAUUUUAAUCCUACAUCUUUGUCUUAAACUGUAAUAUAUGGUAGGUAGUUGCAGAACUGAAGAUCGUGUUUUGGGAAAGGCAAGAUUUAAAACAACACUUUAAGGCAGCUUUUCUCCAUAGAAAUAUUGUUACAUGCAGACAAUCUUUUAAAAAUAGUAACUAAGGAAAAUAUAGUCAUCUGUCUGGAGCUUUGUACAAUCAAAGGGAAAAUUGAUUCAGUAAUAGUACAUAAAAUCGUGGUAGUUAAGUACAGUGCAGGCCACUUAAAACGGACCAAUGUAUGUAGUUGUCGAGAGAUCUAUUCCAAUAAACCAGUUCUUAUGAAUUGCCAAGUUGGUAUCUUCUGAACAUGUCCUCUAUCCUGCCCAUUAGCAGUCAGUCUAUUUUCAAUAUUAAUGUCAGCUUUGUUGAGAGCUUAUUACUUUAUGGAUCAAGUAUCUCAGCUGUUUUAACACUGCUGCCAUGUACGCCAUGGACACUUACGAGAGGCGGCAAUCAACUCCAUGUAAAGUUGUUUAUACCAGAAGUUGUUCUGAUACAUAAUUCAGGUGUUUUAAUCAGAUAUUUUAAUCAGAUAUUUUAAAUGAAAUUGAUGGAAAUAGAAACUGCAUUUGGAACAGAGUAAGGACCUUUUAAAUUUAACAGAGAGCCUAGUGGAAUACACUGUAAAUCUAAUGUCUGAUAUUUCAGAAUACAACAUGGAAUACAAUUGCAGAUUUCAAGAAAUUCCUUUUGCUGUCAUAUUUAUUUGCUGGAUAUAAAAUAGCUGCCUUGUUGAAUUUCCCUCAGUAACUCUCUCUCCAAAUCAAGUCUAAUAAUAAUAAUAAAAAAUAUAUGGAUCAAUUUCUUUCUACAUUCUUCACACUGUUGUUGGCACACCUUUUUAAAUCCCUUGCUAUUGAAAUGCUAGCAAAUGAACUAGUUUGCAUUUUUCUGUACAAAACGAUACUUUUGACAAGAUGAACUCUUUUGUGGACUUUUAUCUAGAAUCAAAUAUAUAUUAGAUUCCUAAUUUUGUGAAGGGCAAGAAUGUUAUUUUUUUCAUGCCAUGUGUGCUGGGUCUUCAAAGCAAUGUUGGUAAGAAUUGAUGGAAUUAUGUAGCAACAUCCCAGACAGGCACUGAUGUCUGAAACAGUUUACACACGUUUAGUAUCUUAAUGCUAGUGAAAUGGUCAAGUAGAAUGCAUUUCAUUUACAUUGUAGUCUGUAGAGCACCAAAGAGUAUGUUUGGUUAUGAUUUAUGUUGUUCACACUAACCCCGAUCUUGCUAGUGAUGCAACCCCAAGGCACGCUUACAAAAAAACCCCUUCCAUUGAAUUCAGCACAAAUUAUUUCCAAGCAAACAAGUUUGAGAUGCACUUGUAAGUCUAAAUGGUAUAGCAUAUUUUAAUAUUUAGCCUAGUUGGAGCUUAUACUUCUUCCCAAAUACAGCAAGUCAUAAAUAAAACAUUCUACUUCUUAAAACUUCAGUGUUUUUAAGCUGUUGCAGCUUAGUUUUGAAACAGCCUACCAUGCUAUAUACCAAUAUAAUAUCAACAGCUGGAAGCUACAGAAACAUGUGUGGGCGAAGCCAUAGAACGUAUUUGCUUGAAAUUUUCUUGAGCAGGGAUCUUAUAAAGGGCCAGAAAUAUGGAUAGUUCACAGAAGAUAAUGAACACAGCAUCUAUUAAAAAGUAGGAGAAACUUUAUUAAAAGGGCAUUGGCAAUAAAUUUUGCAGCUUUUUAUUUUCAUGUAUUGUAAAUAUUCUUUCCACACCGUGUACAGCCUUGGAAUGGCACCUUUUGACUAACCCAGGUGUGUGUGUGGGGUUUUUUUGUUUUGUUUUUAUAUACAAAUGUAUAUAUAUGGUGCUCACUUUAGAACAGCAGUGUUGACCAUUUAUGCUGCAUAGCUGUAAUAUAGCCUUAUUUAGUUGUGUAUGGUUGGUUGAACCUUUGGGUGUACAGAUGUUACCUUGAGUGUCUUUUUAUUCAUUUGUUCACAGGUGAAUGAUUGUGCAUGUGUUGUAUGUUGUAUUACGUUGUCAUGUUAAAGGAGGGAGCAAAUAAACCACUACAUUAAAAUAUAUUGGACCAAACUAUUAUAGAGCAAGUAACAGUUUCUUGUACCCCUUAAACCUGUCUUUACAAGUUGCAUAUAGUUACUGUAGCAUAUAAAUUAAAUAUUGUGGAAAGCAACUAGUCUUGUAUAUUUCUGUAUGUGUAUAUAAUGUACUUCUAGCAACUUACCUGUAUUUAAGAUGUGACAAUCUUGACACAGAAUUUUACAAGUAGCAGUGAAAUUAAGCAGAACGGAGGCCAAGAACAAGAAGCUAUACAUGUUACGGCGGGUACAAAAAUAUCAGUUGAUCUUUGUCAAUUGCUUCCAGCGAUCAUUUGGCUUUCUUCAUUGUAAAAACAUUCAUGGUGUUACAAAUGAAAAAGAAAUCCAAUUAAUAAAACUGACCUUUUUAUUGGUGCAUAAAUUACUUCCAUGUCAACUUUGUACACUCAAAUAUGGCUACUGUUACAUUACUGAUUUAUUGUGGUUUUAAGUCCUUGUCCAUAAUGCAGUAUCUUAUGUCAUAACGGGUAAAAAAUCCAUACAAAGUAAAAUUUUAUUGCAAAAGCAGGUGGGAAAUGCAUUGCCCGUUAAUAUUAUCUCACAAAUAAACUGAAAUUUGAAACAUG